AUGCUUAAAAGAGUAGUUCUUAUAGCUAUAGUAGAGAUUAUAAUAGGUACUAUACUCCUAGCUAGUAGAAGGUCUUACCCUAGCUUUAGUUAUAAAAAUAGCCUUAUAGAGCUAGGCAUAGACUUCUAG
Molecule: messenger RNA, 129 nt
Organism: Aspergillus clavatus NRRL 1
Lineage: Eukaryota; Fungi; Ascomycota; Eurotiomycetes; Eurotiales; Aspergillaceae
Exons: 2
Coding region: 1-129 (42 amino acids)
Source: RefSeq, a predicted model, not a curated record